Trichogramma pretiosum is the source of this 5924-nucleotide messenger RNA. RefSeq lists its product as uncharacterized. Bases 675 to 5483 code for a protein of 1602 amino acids. Lineage: Eukaryota; Metazoa; Arthropoda; Insecta; Hymenoptera; Trichogrammatidae. The transcript has 17 exons. Gene Ontology annotation, cellular component: nucleus. Gene Ontology annotation, biological process: regulation of transcription by RNA polymerase II. Gene Ontology annotation, molecular function: RNA polymerase II transcription regulatory region sequence-specific DNA binding; DNA-binding transcription factor activity, RNA polymerase II-specific. The record is from RefSeq and is a predicted model, not a curated record.
UUGUCUGCAGUAUAUGUAACAGUCAAAAAGGUGCACCUUUGAGAUCCACACAUGUUCUUAUAUUCUAAAUGUAGCUUAUCUCUAUUUAAAUGCUCUACAUCUGCAUAGUGCCAUCUAAUGAAAUAAAUAUGUUUUAUUUCUCCAUCUCUUCAUAAAUAAACAUAUAAUAUGUUGAAAAUGAACUGAACUGAUAAUAUAAGUGCAUUUAAGUGUAUUUGAUUGCAAUCCUGUUUGAAAAUGAACAAUCAGUAAUUACACCAAAAUCACAUAAUCAUCCAGUGUUUCAAACUAAAUUUGAGCUAAUACAGGAGAUGAAUAUUAUCUUUUGUGAAGAGUAUCAUAAAUGUCAUUAUGAACAAUCAUGGAUGAAUACAAAUAAAUACUUCUUACACACAUAAAACACAAAAAAACAUUCAUACCUAUAACGCAAAUGUAUAUAUGUAUCCAUCCAUAUAUUCAUUUAUGCAUACAUACACAAAUAAAUAUACAUACAUACAUAUGCAUUAAAAUAUGUUCUUGUCUUCAAGCAUACUCAUGUAAAGCAAAGGAAAAUGUUCAACAUGUUAAGAUUCAGUGCAUCCAAUGUUCUGAUCUAACGAGACCAAAUUUUAACCUGUUUUGAUCGUUUUAAUACUGAUGUGUAAUUGUGUUUUUAUGUAAUUGAAUAAUUUACAAUGGAAGAUAAAAAUUUCAAUAUGAAGCAAACAACUAGUAAAGAUAUAUCAGAUCCAAUAACAAAUGCAAAAAAACUACCAAAAAAAAGAAAGUUUGAUCUAACUGAACUAGAUUACAUGAUGAAAAAUAGUUCAUCAAAUGAUAACUAUCAAAUGAGUACUGAUUGUAACAAAGAAUUAUCAACAGCAGGUUUCCAGUCCACAGUGUGUAAUAUUGAUGAAACAAUACCAAGUUAUCAGUUUUCACUUCAAACGGUGUCUGCGGCGCCUCAAAAAGCAGCAGUGGAUUAUUCUGUUCGGGAAAGCACUAUAGUCGCAAAAUCACAGCAAGCUGAUUCUCCUAUCUCAGCCGUAGGACCAUCGAUAUUAAAAAUAGAUUUAAAUGAAUGGCGAGAACAUAGAGUAUUGGCGUUAUGUAAUGAUCAGUACUAUCCAGGUGUAAUAAGACAUGCAGUGGAUGAAAAUUUAUUUAUUGAACUAGAUAUAGAAAAAGAAUUGAGAAAAUUUUGCAGUAUUCUCACCAGUAGAAAAUUUGACGUCAUUAGUGAUGCAAGCCCAUCUUCUAAACAAAUUAAUGUUCAAACAAAAGUGUGUUUUCGAAAACCCCAAUCUAUAGAUACAAAUUGUUCUGAGUUUUUAGCUAACGUUUUUUCUGUUGGAAUUAUUUGCAAGGUUUUGAAUAAACCAACUCGCUUUGUAGUUGAAACUACUAGAAAAGAGAAUUACAUUGUUAGACGAGCUGAUCUAAGAUUAAUUCGUCCACCUUGGUGGGACGAAUUGGAAGAAAGCAUAGAAGACCAAAAAAUUUUCAGCGAAGGAAAAAUAAUGAUGUACAAUUUCGAGUCAUCAGACUUACCCAUGCACUCAAUGAGAAUUAUGAGUGAUCACCUAAUUCCAGAAAACAGGAUAAAGAGUAAUUUUCGAACAACUGGAACGAGCCCAUCACCUAUAGCCGCAGUUCAAGGAUCUGGAGUAACAGGAGCGAACGAAAAAUCAAGAGAGGACAAUGAAAGUGAUGACGAUCUAGAUCGAGAAAAUAUUACUUUCACUAGUGAUUCAGAAAUUAAACUAUCAGGUAGCAGUAAGCGUAGCAGUAUGCAAAGUCGCGGCAGUACUGGUAGUUUAAUCGAACAUCGUAGUAAUACACCAAGGUCUCAAGCAGCGACCCCCAGGUCUCAAACUGCGACUCCUCAUAAGUACAAGAAAGGAGAUGUUAUAAUAACUCCUAAUGGAAUCCGCAAAAAAUUUAAUGGUAAACAAUGGCGACGUUUAUGCAGUAAGGAUCCAUGUACCAAAGAAAGCCAGAGGCGAGGCUUUUGUUCGAGACAUUUGAGUCUUAAAGGUUCUAGUUUGCGCUCUCUCAGUCGAAAUAAUACUAAAUUGGAUAGUGAAGAUACAUCGAGGGAUUCAAAUGAUUCUCCGGGUAUUGCCAGUGGACGUAUUACUGGACGAUUUGAUCCAGAAGAAACGGAAGCAGCAAAUAUGUUAGUAUCUCUGGGAAGUUCACGUUCUGCUACGCCAGCAUUUUCUUCGCCUUCUGCACAUGGCUCAGCGAGCCCGCAAGUUGAUGUUUCGCCUAUACCAUCAUUUGGGGUUUGUCAAAAAAAUGUCUUCAUGCCUAUAGCUAAUCCAGAACAAAAUGAAUCACAAGUGUUACAAUAUGCCCACGAGUGGAAACAGUCCCAAAUUAAUACAAAAUUUUUAAUUCAAUAUAACACAGGGCCAGUAGUUAAGCCUGAACCCAGUAGAAUUCAACAAACUCACAGGUUGUCACCGCAAGGAAUUAAUAAUUUCACUAACAAUCCACCAGUGAGUGUCAUUCGGAUGUCACCAAUAAAGACACAAAAAAUAUGUUCAGAUAAAAAUACUGAAGCUGUAGAAUUAAACAGAAAUAUUAUUUUCAAGACCUAUGAAAAAACGUCUACUAUUCAAUGUCCAGAGAUCCAAGCAGUUUCUAGCUCCUGUCUUCGUGGAAACUUUAACUUACCCAACAAAGCUGAUGUAUCGAAAAAAUGUACACUCUCAGAUGAUAUUAAAGAAAAAGAUUUACCAGAUCAUUUUUCAGAAUGCAUUCAAGACACAACUCCACUUGUGAACAAUCACAUAUCAAGACCGACUUCGAUACCUUCGGAAAACAAUCAAUUAUCUAUGACAUCCAUCACCAAUCAUAUUUUAACGACUAAAAGAACUCCUUAUUUAAUAACAAAGCCGCAAAAUACUCAACCACCACCUCCAUGCAAAGUUUUAUUAUCUAAUACUCCAGAUGAAAUUGAAACUACAUCGUUGGACAUUGUCGAACAGGAAAUGCAGCCCUAUGCACCUAUAAGAAGCAAAGGAAAACAGAUAAAUUCUGACUACAUAAAUACAAUUCAAUUAUCAGGAGAUUCUAACCGUGUGCACCUUUCCGAUAACUUGAGUAAAUUUCCUGAUAAUCAGCUUUCUGGCAAACCAAAUGAGGUCCUGUCAAUGGAAAAUAAAUAUUCAAGUAGUUCUACUCUCACAACUAACAAUUUAGACUCAAAAAUAACAUUUUCUAGUUUGAGUCCACCUUUGAGUGCACCUCCGGUUCCAACAAUAUUUAGUUGUGGAUCUAAUGAUCAAUUUUUAAAGACUUCAACGGAAGUUCCAGAUGAUGAAUAUGAUGACGAUGUUUUUGAGUCAGACAUUUCAUCUCUUUCGAACUCGGACAUGUCUACAAGUAAAAGACGCUGUCAUUCUCUAAGUGCUCUACAGAUAGACGAACCAUCGAGUCACAUGAAAAUGAAAGAUAAAAUUCGACGUCCAAUGAAUGCGUUUAUGAUAUUUUCAAAACGACAUCGUGCUGUAGUUCACCAAAGACAUCCAAAUCAAGAUAAUCGUACUGUUUCUAAAAUUCUUGGUGAAUGGUGGUAUGCUUUGGGAGCAGAAGAAAAACAAAAAUAUCAUAAUUUAGCUUCUGAGGUAAAAGAAGCUCAUUUUAAAGCUCACCCAGACUGGAAAUGGUGCAAUAAAGACAAGAAAAAAGUUUCUCAAUUAAUGAGAGAUAAUGAUAUCCGAACCAAAUCAAAUAGUGCAGAUGAAACUAGUGCUGUUAAAACUGAAAAUUCUUCAAAUACUAAAGUGGUUCCCAAAUUGACAUCAGAUUCACAUUUCUCUCCUGAAAAUUCAAAAGAACCAUCAAAUGUAUUUUCGAUCAAUGAUGAUUUCAAAAGUAAAAUCCAGCAUCCUGUGCGGCAAGUUAUUUUAAAUUUAAAAAGUGCAAUAGACGCAGAAGUGCCUAAAUCAAGUAUGAUGUCUCUGAAUUCUACGGAUAAAAUAUACUCAAAAACUUCUGUCAAUAGUUCUGUAGAAACAUUACCUAAUGUUGAAGAACAUAAAUUAAAUGAUUUUACUCCAAGCAAAGAAAUGGGUAGUAAAAGCCAUAUUAAAGGUUACCGAAACUCGAUCGACGAAGAUAGCACUCAAGUUGAACACCUUAUAGACGAUAAAGAGAGUAUAAAUCACUCUCCUAGUUAUUCUUAUUUCUGUCCUGUAAAUCCUAGUAACUUAUCAAAAUUUCAACCAAAAUGUGGAGCUUUGAUAACAGUUCCAAUGUCUGAAAAAAUGAUAAAUAAAGGAUCAUUAAGAUGUCUUGAUACAGAAAAAAAUGAAGAACUUACUGGUUUGAAUGAUGAUAACGUCAUGAGAGAAAACCGAGGUACUAAUGAUGACAUUUCAAAAAUGGAAUCAUUUUAUGAAGAUGAAACGUAUCAUUUGCCCACAGGAGCCCGGACAUCAUCAUCCUCAAACAGUUCACGUACAGAAAAAGUCGAAAAAUUUGAUCAUGACGGAAUGAAUAAUAAGUCAAUAAAUACUUGCGAUGCUCUCGAAAUACCAGACAAAAGUCCAUUUAUUCUUGCUCCAACACCUGCACAACUCGGAAAAGCUCCUCUUCAAAAAAGACAAUCAAUGGGAUCUCAACAUACGAUUGACCAAUCAACCAACUCAUUUGAAGUCUCUUCUCCUAAAAUCAUCGUAUAUUCAGAGAUGCAUCAAAAGCAGGAUAAUUCAAAUAAUCAAACAAUUGACAUGAUUCCAAAUAAAAAAAGUCCUUUUUUCAAGAAGUCAAUCGAAGAUGGAAUGGAUAAAGUUCUGGAACAAGUGAACUUCAGAGAAAAGUUUUCAUCUUUACCGGAAUUCAACCCCGAAGAAAACCAAAGUCCUUGCAGCUCAAGCGCACAAUCUCAGAAUAAAUUGAAAAAUCUAUCGAAUGAUACCUGCAGUUUGAGAAAAAUGAAGAAAAAAAAAAUUCAAGAAUCACCAGUAAUUGGAAACAAAUUAGAAUCCGAUGCUUGUACUAUAAAUGGAUGCAAUAACAGUGCAGAAAUAAAAUUAACUGGGAAUACAUUUUUUGGGCCUGAUUUCAACGCAGAUGAAUAUCAAUGCCACCUUGAAUCGAAUGCUGAAACUGAAAAUAAUUCUCCUAUAACUCCCAAAACGCCAUCUACUAGUGUGUCAUGUUUUUCCAAAGAUCAUGAACGUGGACAUAAAAAAGUCCUAGAACAUAGAAGAUUACUUGUAAUGCAGUUAUUUCAAGAGCAUGGAUAUUUUCCAUCUACUCAGGCUACAUCGGUUUUUCAAUCAAAGCACGCUGAUAUAUUUCCUAACAAAACGAGCUUACAACUGAAAAUUCGUGAGGUUCGCCAAAAACUCAAAGCAAAUUCUACUCCAAUCAGUGGAAGUAACUUGAUAAGCCCUGUUCUAGCACAUGAAGGAGCUCAUAUUGAAGAAAAAUGCAUAGGCAGUGAUGCUUCUAACAAGAUACAAAAUAAAUUUCAAAUCAAUAAGUAAUUUUGACUGUGAUAAUGAUUAUGGAAUUUAUAGCCUGAAAAUUAAUCACAAUGGAAAAAAUUUUACGUAAAGCUCAUGGUGAAUAUUGGUUGACAGAAAGAUUAGAAAUGGAGUUGGAAAGAUAUACGUUAUAAUUAUAAAUUUAUGAGAUUCAAAGAUCUCAUUAGCAUACUUAUAGUUGACAAAACAAAUUAAAAUUUUAUAAUUUUAUUAGAGUUGGUGUAAAAAUUAGAAAAUACUUUAUCAUUUAUUGAUGACUAGUAUAUACUUUUUAAUUUAAUUUUUUGCAUUUUCAUUCAAUUUUCAAUGUAACCAUAACAAUGUUGAUGAUGCUCACUGUUAAAGUGAGUCAAGACUGUAUUUUAUCUAUAUGAAUACUUUAUAUUAUAUGUUUGCGUCAAAAUUGUACAAUUGUAAGUAAAAUAAUAUUGAUUACACUCU